UUUUCCUUCCAAUUCUCUCAUGGAUUCCUCAUCCUCUUCUUCAUCUUCUCUGAUGGUUUCUUUCCCUUUCGCACUAACCAUCAAAAACCUGCUACCUUCCAAUGAAAACAGUCAAGAAUUCUGUUACUUGCAAAACGGUGGAGGCUUAGGAGUGGCGGCUUUAAUGGAGAAUGCUGAUUCUUUUCUUGAUACAUUGCCUUCUGACCCCACCUUUCUUUCUGCUAUCUUUGCCUUGUUUGUCACGCAAUCAACCAAAGUUUUCUUGAAUUUCUUUGAGAAGGGGCAAUGGAAUUUCAGACUCAUGUUUGCUUCUCAAGGAAUACCUUCUACUCGCUCCACCCUAUGCUCUGCUAUCACCACUUCUCUUGCUCUCUCGCACGGUGUUGCUGAUUCAUUCUUUCCUGUUUCUUUGGGAUUCACUCUCAUUGUCAUGUGUGAUUCUGUUUUUGCUAAGAGACAUGUUGACCACCAAGCUAGGGUGAUUAAUACGGUUCUUGAUCAUGUUUCUGGUGGAGGGACUCCAGUUCCUGAAGAGAGGCUAACAGAAAAUGCUGGUAACACCCUUCCUCAAGUCUUGACUGGUGCACUGCUUGGUUCUACAGUUGCCGUUUUAUGCUUCAUGUUUCUGCGCCGUUAGGUGCUUACUAUGAUUGUGGCUGACAUGUUUCAAGGCCAUCCAAUUGGUGAAACAAAGCUAUAGGAACAUCUUGCUCACAUUUGUUGGUGCUCCGCUUGGUUGUAUACUAGCCAUUUUAUUCUGUUUAGGUUUCAUGCUUCUGCAUUAGGUGAUUCUGUUUUGAUCAAACUGUAUAUUGAUUGAUAGCAACUCAAUAAGUGCUCUAUUUUCUAGACCAAAUUCUUCCCUGCAUGAG
Messenger RNA from Vicia villosa (hairy vetch), 872 nucleotides. RefSeq lists its product as uncharacterized. The transcript has 3 exons. Bases 20 to 637 code for a protein of 205 amino acids. Lineage: Eukaryota; Viridiplantae; Streptophyta; Magnoliopsida; Fabales; Fabaceae. The record is from RefSeq and is a predicted model, not a curated record.